This is a messenger RNA of Sycon ciliatum, 1496 nucleotides long. RefSeq lists its product as uncharacterized. The coding region runs from base 421 to 1239 and encodes 272 amino acids. The record is from RefSeq and is a predicted model, not a curated record. The transcript is spliced from 4 exons. NCBI's taxonomy places the organism in Eukaryota, Metazoa, Porifera, Calcarea, Leucosolenida, Sycettidae.
AAAGUACAAUAAACCAUUGAAUGGCGUUAGCUUCUACCCGUCAUGGUGAUCAUCGAUCACGGGUUCUACAAUGUAGGUCUGGAGCAUUCACACUCGCAGACGCUAAGAUAUUCAAUCACUGUCUGUCAUCGCCUCGGCGAAAAGACUUCGUUUCCUAAUGAGCGGCUGCUGACGGCAAACGUGUAACUACCACACGGGCAGUAAAAUCAGUGUGGCAAAUACUGAGUAAGUGUUUUCUGCAGAGAAAGCAGCUGGAACAACGAUUCUCACGGCGAGGCCAAGGAGUCUUAGUGGUCCGCAUUUCUCCGCUAAUUACUGGAACCUUUGAAUGCAAUGGUUCCAACACGACGAACCUGAAGCGUGAGAAAGCAUCAAGCAACACGGCGGGAAAGAACGUCUCCUCCAUCAACUAAGAAUUAGAUGGAGAGUGCUACGCAACGACCUCUGCCUCAGGUGAUCACUACAUCGCAGCCACCUCCCAAGUCUUCGUUGAGUGGUGGUGCAAUUGCUGGUAUUGUGAUAGGAUGUCUCAUUGCUGCGGCUGCUGCAGCUACUGUUCUACUGAUGGUCAUCUGGAAAAGGAGAUCAUCACAAAAGAACAGCUAUGACCCAAACCGAGCAAGUUCAGUGCGCGCAUGGUCAUUCAGAUUUUCCAAAGAGGAUAGAGAGCGGAGUGCAACUGAAGCAAGCACUAAGUCAGGUCCUCACUACUAUGCCAAAUCUGCUGUAAAUAACGCCAGCGGUGACAUCGAACCAGUUCAAGACUAUGCGUAUGCAUACAUCAACGCAUCCAACAGACCGACCGUGCCAUUUGAGAAACAGACGUCAGACGUUGGCGAGCACAUAUACGAGUCCUCACUGACAAUUUCUGGUAUAAACGUAUCAGAAAAGCCCAAGGCGAACUUAUCUGUAGUGACCCUACAUCCCGAGGAACGAAAACACACCAGUGCUACAUACGAUUCAUUAUCCCCUGAUCCUAGCCAUCUUGCAAAGGAUCUAGGGUCCGCCACCAUCGAUGGCAGUGAUGCUGCUUCAGGUGAUCCAGAACGGAUGGCUGGGUCUGAGCACAGGUCGACUGCAGGACAGGAAGAGGAACAACCAGAGGACUCCAGGAAAGCAAGGACUUCUGAGUACGCCGCCAAUGAAUAUGAUGACCCAAUGCUGCACAAAGUGCCAUUGAGAUCUGCCAUGCCAACGCCAGUGGUUGCAGAUCCAGAUUACCUUGAACCCGUUGAUUAAUCAUUCCUGUCGAUCAUGCACGCUGGCGUGCCAUGAUAAUGCAUGUAGUGUGGUAAAUAGUCUCAUCGCACAUGUAUUCUACACUUGAAAGGUGUUACAAACUUACAAUUAUCUUGAUCUCUAUGCCCACAGCGAUUGUUGAAUAUAUUAUCCCAAGAAGUCUCGUACAUGUAUAUGUAGAAAUAUAAUCAUCUUUACAAAGGAAAUCGUUUUUCAAGGUAUUAUAAAUAAAACAAAACCAUCGAAGGCCCAAUAUA